Messenger RNA from Myotis brandtii (Brandt's bat), 7060 nucleotides. It is a transcript of the gene EML5, whose product is annotated as echinoderm microtubule associated protein like 5. Gene Ontology annotation, molecular function: microtubule binding. Lineage: Eukaryota; Metazoa; Chordata; Mammalia; Chiroptera; Vespertilionidae. The coding region runs from base 247 to 5757 and encodes 1836 amino acids. The record is from RefSeq and is a predicted model, not a curated record. The transcript has 44 exons.
GUUUACGAAACUGCAAAAAGCCUUGCAUUGCAUCCUGAACGAGUAUUGGUAGCAACAGGACAAGUUGGGAAAGAGCCUUAUAUCUGUGUUUGGGAUUCAUACACGGUACAGACCAUAUCGGUUCUGAAGGAUGUUCAUACACAUGGUAUAGCUUGCUUAGCAUUCGACUUAGAUGGCCAGCGCUUGGUUUCAGUUGGACUCGAUUCAAAAAAUGCAGUUUGUGUUUGGGAUUGGAAAAGGGGGAAAAUGUUAUCUAUGGCUCCUGGUCACACAGAUAGAAUAUUUGAUAUUUCUUGGGAUUUGUACCAGCCAAAUAAACUUGUCAGCUGUGGUGUAAAACAUAUCAAGUUCUGGAGUUUAUGUGGAAAUGCUCUGACCCCAAAACGAGGAGUCUUUGGUAAGACUGGCGACCUUCAAACAAUAUUGUGCCUGGCCUGUGCAAGGGAUGAGUUAACAUAUUCUGGUGCACUCAAUGGGGAUAUAUAUGUAUGGAAAGGAAUCAAUCUCAUACGAACAAUACAAGGGGCCCAUACUGCAGGAAUUUUUAGCAUGAAUGCUUGUGAAGAAGGCUUUGCCACUGGUGGCAGAGAUGGCUGUAUUCGUCUUUGGGAUUUAACUUUUAAACCAAUUACUGUGAUUGAUCUCAGGGAAACAGACCAGGGAUACAAAGGUUUGUCUGUGAGGAGUGUUUGUUGGCGAGGUGACCACAUUCUAGUUGGAACACAGGACAGUGAAAUUUUUGAAAUUGUGGUGCAUGAAAGAAAGAAACCCUUCCUAAUUAUGCAAGGGCAUUGUGAGGGUGAACUCUGGGCACUUGCCAUCCAUCCUACAAAACCUUUGGCCGUGACUGGAAGUGAUGAUCGUUCAGUCAGGAUAUGGAGCCUAGUAGAUCAUGCAUUAAUAGCAAGGUGUAAUAUGGAAGAACCAAUUCGUUGUGCAGCUGUAAAUGUAGAUGGAAUCCAUCUUGCCCUUGGAAUGAAGGAUGGCUCAUUCACUGUACUUAGAGUAAGAGAUAUGACGGAAGUUGUACAUAUUAAAGAUAGGAAAGAGGCAAUUCAUGAGUUAAAAUAUUCACCAGAUGGAACUUACCUUGCUGUUGGAUGCAACGACAGCUCAGUUGAUAUUUAUGGAGUUUCUCAGCGUUACAAAAAAAUGGGGGAAUGUGUGGGAUCACUUAGUUUCAUCACUCAUCUGGACUGGUCCUCAGACAGUAGAUACUUGCAGACUAAUGAUGGAAAUGGUAAAAGACUUUUUUAUAGGAUGCCAGGAGGUAAAGAAGUGACAAAUAAAGAUGAAACAAAAGGUGUUCACUGGGCUUCAUGGACAUGUGUUUCAGGCCUUGAAGUAAAUGGAAUUUGGCCCAAGUAUUCAGAUAUUAAUGAUAUAAAUUCAGUAGAUGGAAACUAUAUUGGACAAGUUUUAGUUACAGCUGAUGACUAUGGAAUUGUAAAAUUAUUUCGAUAUCCUUGUUUAAGAAAAGGGGCCAAGUUUAGAAAAUAUAUUGGCCAUUCGGCUCACGUAACUAAUGUCAGAUGGUCACAUGAUCAUCAGUGGGUUAUUUCUAUCGGUGGAGCAGAUCACGCCGUCUUUCAGUGGAGAUUUAUUCCUGAAAGAAAACUAAAAGAUGCUCUUCACAUAGCACCCCAAGAAAGUCUUGCUGACUCUAAUAGUGAUGAAUCAGAUUCAGAUCUGUCUGAUGUUCCAGAACUGGAUUCUGAAAUUGAACAAGAGACACAGCUCACUUACCGUCGGCAGGUUUACAAAGAAGAUCUACCUCAGCUUAAAGAACAAUACAAAGAGAAACAAAAAAGUGGCACUUCUAAAAGAAGAGAGCGGGCUCCAGGAAAUAGUAUUCGAUUACACUUUGUUCAUGGUUACAGAGGUUAUGACUGUCGAAGUAAUCUGUUUUAUACUCAAAUUGGUGAAAUUGUGUACCAUGUGGCAGCAGUGGGUGUCAUUUAUAAUCGACAACAGAACACACAGCGCUUUUACCUGGGUCAUGAUGAUGAUAUUCUCUGCCUGGCUAUCCAUCCUGUGAAAGACUAUGUGGCAACAGGCCAGGUAGGUAGGGAUCCCUCAAUUCACAUAUGGGAUACAGAGACCAUUAAACCAUUGUCUAUAUUAAAGGGCUACCACCAGUAUGGUGUCUGUGCUGUUGAUUUCUCAGCGGAUGGGAAACGUUUGGCAUCUGUUGGAAUAGAUGAGAACCACACUGUUGUGCUGUGGGACUGGAAGAAAGGCGAGAAACUUUCAAUAGCAAGAGGCAGUAAAGAUAAGAUUUUUGUCGUAAAGAUGAAUCCCUACGUGCCUGAUAAAUUGAUUACGGCUGGAAUUAAACACAUGAAAUUUUGGCGUAGAGCAGGGGGAGGAUUGGUUGGCAGAAAAGGCUACAUAGGCACACUGGGGAAGAAUGAAACAAUGAUGUGUGCGGUGUAUGGAUGGACGGAAGAGAUGGCUUUUUCUGGAACGUCCACAGGAGAUGUGUGCAUCUGGAGAGACAUCUUUCUUGUAAAAACAGUUAAAGCACAUGAUGGGCCCGUGUUCAGUAUGCAUGCAUUGGAAAAGGGAUUUGUUACUGGAGGAAAAGAUGGUGUAGUCGCUCUUUGGGAUGACUCCUUUGAGAGAUGUCUCAAGACCUAUGCUAUAAAAAGAGCUGCUUUGGCCCCAGGAUCUAAAGGUCUUCUCUUGGAAGAUAACCCAUCUAUACGUGCCAUAUCGUUAGGACAUGGUCAUAUUUUAGUUGGCACAAAGAAUGGUGAAAUACUAGAAGUGGAUAAAAGUGGCCCAAUAACACUUCUGGUUCAGGGACACAUGGAAGGAGAAGUGUGGGGUUUGGCCACACACCCUUAUCUGCCCAUCUGUGCUACUGUAAGUGAUGACAAAACCUUGAGAAUAUGGGAUCUCUCUCCUAGUCACUGUAUGCUGGCUGUCCGGAAACUGAAAAAGGGUGGACGAUGCUGCUGUUUUUCUCCUGAUGGUAAAGCUUUAGCUGUAGGUCUCUGUGAUGGAAGCUUCUUAAUGGCAAAUGCAGAUACUCUUGAGGAUCUUGUAUCUUUUCACCACAGAAAAGAUAUUAUUUCAGAUAUCCGAUUCUCUCCAGGUUCUGGAAAAUAUCUCGCAGUAGCAUCCCAUGACAGCUUUGUGGAUAUCUACAAUGUAAUGAGCAGUAAACGAGUGGGAAUAUGCAAAGGCGCUACGAGUUAUAUCACCCAUAUUGACUGGGACAUUAGAGGAAAGCUCUUACAGGUUAACACUGGUGCUAAAGAACAGUUAUUCUUUGAAGCUCCCAGAGGGAAAAGACAAACCAUCCCCAGGAUGGAGGUAGAAAAAAUUGGUUGGGCAUCAUGGACAAGUGUGCUUGGUUUGUGCUGUGAGGGAAUUUGGCCAGUAAUUGGAGAAGUCACAGAUAUAACUGCCUCUUGCCUCACCCAUGACAAAAUGGUUCUAGCCACUGGGGAUGAUUUGGGAUUUGUGAAGUUAUUUAGAUAUCCUGCUAAAGGAAAAUUUGCAAAGUUUAAGAGGUAUGUGGCUCAUAGUACACAGGUCACAAAUGUGCGCUGGACUUGUGAUGACAGCAUGCUGGUGACCUUAGGAGGCGCGGAUAUGUCCUUAAUGGUUUGGACAAAUGAAAUGGAGGGCUCUCGAGAAAAAAGGCCUUGUGAUAGUGAAGAAUCUGAUACAGGCUCUGAAGAAGAUGGGGGCUACGACAGUGAUGUUACAAGGGAGAAUGAAAUCAGUUACACCAUCAGAGCCUUAUCAACAAAUAUUCGUCCAAUGUUUGGAAUCAAGCCUCAUUUGCAACAAAAAGAACCCUCAAUUGAUGAGAGGCAGGGGAUAGUAAGAGGUUCCAGGCCCCCCGUGAGCAGGGCCCCGCCACAGCCAGAGAAACUCCAGACAAACAAUGUUGGCAAGAAAAAAAGACCCAUAGAGGAUCUCAUGUUGGAGCUUGUUUUUGGCUAUCGAGGCAGAGACUGUAGGAAUAAUGUUCACUAUUUAAAUGAUGGUGAUGAUAUAAUUUAUCAUACUGCAUCCAUUGGAAUUCUGCACAAUGUUGCUACAGGAACUCAGAGUUUUUAUCAGGAACAUAAUGAUGAUAUUCUGUGCCUCACUGUAAAUCAGCAUCCCAAAUUCAUCAACAUAGUAGCAACUGGCCAAGUAGGUGAUUCAGCAGACAUGUCACCUACAGCUCCUUCUGUCCACGUCUGGGAUGCAGUGAACAAGCAGACGUUAGCUAUACUAAGAUGCUACCAUUCAAAGGGCGUGUGUUCAGUCAGCUUCAGUGCUACUGGCAAACUCUUGCUGUCUGUGGGACUAGACCCAGAACAUACUGUUACCAUUUGGAGAUGGCAGGAAGGUGCCAAAAUUGCCAGCAAAGCUGGUCACAACCAACGUAUUUUUGUGGCAGAAUUCCGACCAGACUCAGAUUCCCAGUUUGUCUCUGUGGGAGUAAAGCACGUGAAGUUCUGGACACUGGCAGGAAGGGCUCUUCUUAGCAAAAAAGGGCUGCUGAGCACACUCGAAGAUGCCCGGAUGCAGACCAUGCUGGCUGUUGCAUUUGGUGCAAAUAACUUGACGUUUACAGGUACCAUCAGUGGAGAUGUCUGCGUGUGGAAAGAUCACAUACUGUGUAGAGUUGUGGCCAGAGCCCACAACGGGCCUGUGUUUGCCAUGUACACCACCCUGCGAGACGGGCUGAUUGUGACUGGGGGCAAGGAAAGGCCGUCAAAAGAAGGAGGAGCAGUCAAACUGUGGGAUCAGGAGCUGAGGCGAUGCCGUGCCUUCCGGCUGGAGACGGGACAAGUCACAGAUUGCGUCCGUUCCGUGUGCAGAGGCAGAGGCAAGAUACUAGUUGGGACAAGGAAUGCUGAAAUAAUUGAAGUUGGAGAGAAAAAUGCAGCAUGUAAUAUUUUAGUUAAUGGUCAUGUGGACGGACCCAUAUGGGGACUUGCAACACAUCCUUCCAGGGAUUUUUUCCUCUCUGCUGCCGAAGAUGGGACAGUGAGACUCUGGGAUAUUGCUGAUAAAAAGAUGUUAAACAAAGUGAAUUUGGGACAUGCUGCUCGUACUGUGUGUUACAGCCCUGAAGGGGACAUGGUGGCUAUAGGAAUGAAAAAUGGAGAAUUUAUUAUUUUACUGGUGAGCUCUCUAAAAAUAUGGGGAAAGAAGAGAGACAGACGAUGUGCAAUCCAUGAUAUCAGAUUUAGUCCAGAUUGCCGGUUCCUGGCAGUGGGUUCUAGUGAGAACUCAGUGGAUUUUUAUGACCUGUCAUUGGGCCCCACCCUUAACAGAACCAGCUACUGCAAAGACAUCCCCAGCUUCGUCAUCCAAAUGGACUUCUCCGCAGACAGCAGAUACCUCCAGGUGUCCACUGGUUGCUAUAAACGGCAUGUCUACGAAGUGCCUUCGGGAAGACAUCUUACGGAUCAGGCUGCCAUUGAUAGAAUUACUUGGGCUACAUGGACUAGCAUUCUAGGAAGUGAAGUUAUGGGAAUCUGGUCCAGGCACGCUGAGAAAGCAGAUGUCAACUGUGCCUGUGUGUCUCAUUCAGGAAUCAGCCUUGUGACAGGAGAUGACUUUGGCAUGGUUAAGUUAUUUGACUUCCCAUGCCCUGAAAAAUUUGCAAAGCAUAAAAGGUUCUUAGGUCAUUCACCCCAUGUGACAAAUAUUCGGUUUACCAGUGGUGAUCGACACGUGAUUAGUGCUGGAGGUGAUGACUGCAGUUUGUUUGUCUGGAAGUGUGUACACACGCCCCAUUGAAAGACAUGGAUGCUGGGAAGACUGAAAAAACAGCCUUGAGAAACCAGAAUUACAGACGAGGGAGAAGUCAAGUGGUGCUAAUUUAAGAUUGUAACAGGGAUAUGCCCAGAAUCAUCAAAAUAUAAGAUGGAUAAGUUCAAAAUAUUUAUUAUAUGCACUGAGUAACUGUAAUCCAUACACUGCCAGAUAAUUACAAUUCAAGGAAGGACAAAAUAAAUACUUAAUAGUGAGAGCCAACCCCCAUUUGGGGGAAGUGUGCAAAUUUGGCAGACCUGCUGGCGAGGCAAACCAAAACCUUAAAAACCCAACUCGGAUUAUUUUCAUCAUCCUUUAACACAACACUUUCCUUUUAGAAAGUUUGUGGUUCACAGUUUAAGUGAAAUAUAUCCUUAUGUUUCUGUAAGGAAAGGAAACACACCAUCACCCUAAAGGAUGUUUUUAAAAGGCAAACCUUAUUUUCCCUGAGGAGACACACACAAGCUUCCCUGGAGGACAUACUACUUCUGCAGCAUCAAGAAAAGCCCUUUUUAUAAAUGAUAGUGUUCUCCUGGCAUUUGUAGUACAGGGACAAAUCCAAAGUUAUUAGCAUAUGAUUGCUACAUUUUCAUUUUUUGAGCUAUCCAUCUUCAUCUUUAUUCAGAAGUUAUUUCUAUAUUUGAAAAGUUAAAAUUAUAGCCUCAAUGAAAAAGUAGUAUGAUGAACAUCAUUUCCAACUGUGUACUGUUUUUUAAGGUUUUAGAUAGCAAUAGUAUUUAAGUGGGAGAGCAUACUGAAUAUUUAAAGAUAUACUCCAAUAGAAACAUGUUUAACAUGUAAACUAAAGAGUUAAAUUCACAUUUACAAAGUUAUACAAUUUAGUUAAAUUCUUGAAAAAAUAUUUUUACAGCUUUUUAUUUUUUUAAUUGGAAAAUCCGUUUAGAUGUAUGCCACCCAUAGCCAACUUCCAAAAGGAAUGAAUACAAGUUCACUUUUCAAACUUGUCUAUUUCUUUUUGGUGGGUUGGGGCUGAACUCUUAGAUCUUUAUUCCUAUUCACUUUAAAUGCUGCCAAAGAUCAGUAUUUGCCAUUCAGGAAUAUGCUGUUUAGCCUAUCUGUAGUUUCCUGAAGAUUGGAAAUUAUGUAAACUGAUAUUUAAAAAUAUAUUUUUCUAAGUGUGAAGAAGAUUAUGAUGCUCUAUUGGUCCUAUGAAUUUUUAUUUUAAUGUGUUAUCUUUGUAGCAUAGUAGGCCCCUUCAGGUGUCUGGAAAUCUUAGUUUUGUAUGUCCAACGCCUUGUAAAUACUAAAAACAGAAAUGGUCAAAUUA